CUGGCAGAUGUCUGCAGUCCCAGCCCUGUGCUCGCGGAGCUGCCGGAGGCUCGCGGGUCUUGGAUCUCAUCCCGCUGCUGGCGCUGCCGCCGGGGCAUGGGCGCCGCGAUCCAGCUCUGGGUUGUCUUCACUCUCGUCGCGCCAGGGGUCCUCGGGAUUUCUUGUGACCCUCCUCCUCCUAUCAAAAAUGGUCGGAAGAUGUCUUUUUCUGGCCCCGUACCUGUCGGUACAGUUGUAAAGUACUCUUGUCUGUCUUCCUUCCGCCUCAUUGGAGAAAAGAUUAUUUUUUGUAUAAGUAAAGACCAAGUGAGUGGAAUCUGGGACAAAGCUGCUCCUGUCUGUGAAUAUUUCAAUAAACAUUCUAUUUGCUCUGAGCCCAAAGUACCAGGGGGAUACAGGAAUAGAGAAUCCAGGCCACCAUAUAUACAUGGUGAUUCUGUGACAUUCACCUGUAAAGCCAACUUCACCAUGAAAGGAAACAAAACCGUCUGGUGUCAAGCAAAUAAAACUUGGGGGCCCACACCACUACCGACUUGUGAGAGUGAUUUCCCUCUGGAGUGUCCACCACUUCCCAGGAUCCCUAAUGGACAGCACACAGGCCAAAAUGUUGACCGCUUUGCCCCAGGAUUGUCUGUGACUUACAGCUGCGAACCUGGUUACUUGCUUGCUGGAGAAAAGACCAUUAAAUGUUUAUCUUCGGGCAAUUGGAAUUCUAUCCCUCCCACAUGUGAAGAGGCCCAGUGCAAACCUCUCGGACGACUUCCAAAUGGGCAAGUAGAGGAGCCUCUAAGUCUUCGGGUUGGUGUAAUUGCAAACUUCUCCUGUAAUGAGGGGUAUCGAUUACAAGGCCAGCCUUCUAGUCAGUGUGUGAUUGCUGAAGAGAAAGCUGUUUGGACCAAGAAGCCUGUAUGUGAAGAAAUUCUCUGUCUACCACCUCCCCCUAUUCUCAAUGGAAGACAUACAGGCAGUUCUUCAGUAAAUGUUCCAUAUGGAAGCACAGUCACUUACACUUGUGAUCCAGGCCCAGAGGAAGGUGUGGACUUCAUCCUUAUUGGAAAUAACACUAUCCGUUGUACCACCAAUAAUCAGAAGACUGGGACCUGGAGUGACCCUGCCCCACGCUGUGAACUUUCUGUUUCUGUGGUUCAGUGUCCAUAUCCCCAGAUACCAAGAGGCCAAAUGUUAUCUGUGCAGAAAGAUCAGUAUUCCUAUAAUGACACUGUGGUAUUUGCUUGUGAGCCUGACUUCACCUUGAAGGGCAGCAGCAGAAUUCGGUGCAAUGCCCAAGGCACAUGGGAACCUCCAGCUCCGGUCUGUGAAAAGGAAUGCCAGGCCCCUCCUGAAAUUCUCAAUGGCCAAAAAGAAGAUAAACACAUGGACCACUUUGACCCUGGAACAUCUAUAAAAUAUAGUUGUGACCCUGGCUAUGUGCUGGUGGGAGAAGAAUUCGUACUUUGCACCCCUGAGGGAAAGUGGACACCUACUGCCCCCCAGUGCAAAGUGGCAGAGUGUGAACCCAUAGGAGAACCUCUUUUUAAAAAACCUCAGGAUCAAUUUAUUAGACCAGCUGUUAAUGUUUCUUGUGGUGAUGGGUCCCUGUUAAGUGAGAGUGUUUAUCAGUUGUGUCAAGGUACAAUUCCUUGGUUUAUAGAGAUUCGUCUUUGUAAAGAAAUCACCUGUCCACCGCCCCCUGUUAUCCACAAUGGAGUGCACACAGGGAGUUCUUCAGAAGAUGUUCCAUAUGGAACCAUGGUCACUUACACGUGUAAUCCUGGGCCAGAGAAAGGAGUGCAUUUCAACCUCAUUGGGGAGCGCACCAUCCGUUGUACAAGCAAUGGUCAAGAGAGAGGCACCUGGAGUAGUCCUGCCCCUCUCUGUAAACUUUCCAUCCCUGCUGUCCAGUGCUCAGAUAUCCACAUUGCAAAUGGAUACAAGAUAUCUGGAAAGAAUGCCCCAUAUUUCUUCAAUGACAGUGUGACAUUCAAGUGUAAUAAUGGAUACAUUUUGAAUGGCAGUAGUCAAAUUCGUUGCAAAGCCAAUAACACCUGGGAUCCUGAAAUACCAGUUUGUGAAGAAGAAGGAUGUGAGCCUGCAAGAAACUUUCGAGAGCUUCCAGAUGAUUCACAUGUGAAACUAGUGAACAGGUCCUGCCAAGAUGGGUACCAAUUGACUGGACAUACUUAUGAGAAGUGUCAAGAUGCUAAGAAUGGGGUUUGGUUCCAAAAGAUCCCACUUUGUAAAGUUAUUCGCUGUCAACCUCCACCAAUGAUUGCCAAUGGGAAGCACACAGGCAUGAUGGCAGAACCAUUUCUAUAUGGAAAUAAAGUCUCUUAUGAUUGUGACCCAGGAUUCUAUCUUCUGGGAGAGAAGAUUUUACAGUGCAGAAAUGAUACUAAAGGAUAUGGAUCUUGGAGUGGGCCUCCCCCACAAUGCUUACAGUCUCCGCCUAUAACUCACUGCCCUAACCCAGUAGUCAAACACGGAUACAAACUGAAUGAAACUCACUCUUUGUAUUCCCACAAUGACAUAGUAUACAUAGCCUGCAAUCCUGGAUUCAUCAUGAAUGGCAGUCACUUGAUAAAGUGCCAUACAGAUAACACAUGGGUACCAGGUGUACCAACUUGCAUCAGAAAGGCUUUCUUAGGAUGUCAGUCUCCAUCCACAAUUCCCAAUGGGAAUCACACUGGUGGAAAUAUAGCUCGAUUUUCUCCUGGAAUGUCAAUCCUGUACAGCUGUGACCAAGGCUACCUGCUGGUGGGAGAAGCACUUCUUCUCUGCACACACAAGGGAAUCUGGAACCAACCUACUCCUUAUUGUAAAGAGGUAAACUGUAGCUUCCCAGAGAAUAUCAAUGGAAUCCAGAAGGGACCAGAGCUUGGGAAAAUGUAUCAGUAUGGAGAUAUUAUUACUUUGGAAUGUGAAGAUGGGUAUACUCUGGAGGGCAGCCCCCAAAGCCAGUGCCAGGGCGACCAUCAGUGGAACCCUCCACUGGCUGUCUGCAGAUCCCGUUCACUUGCUCUUAUUAUUAGUGGUAAGUUUUCUUAAAUACUUGAAGAAUAGCUCUUAUGAUGC
This is a messenger RNA of Castor canadensis (American beaver), 3072 nucleotides long. RefSeq names its product complement C3d receptor 2 (gene Cr2). The record is from RefSeq and is a predicted model, not a curated record. NCBI's taxonomy places the organism in Eukaryota, Metazoa, Chordata, Mammalia, Rodentia, Castoridae.